AUGGCGUUGCCAAAAACCCCCAACGAAUCGUCGGAGCCCAUCGUGAUUAUUGGAGGCUCCAUUGCGGCCUUGAUGUCCGGUAUCGUCCUCACGCGACUUGGAUACAAUGUACGCGUGUUAGAGCAAAAUGAGUCGUCAGUUCGGGAGGAGAAGGGUGCUGGCAUAACUGUUGGGCCCGAUGCGCAAGAGUUCUUCUCCAAAUAUGAUCAGGUCCCAGGUCCAUACGCCGUCCCAUGCCCCGGGGUCAAUUUCCUCGAUGCCAACAGCAAAGUAAAGCAGUUUAUGAAGCGCCCUAUGCUUAUGUCCACAUGGAGUGCGCUUUAUUAUCGUCUACGGGCAAAUUUCGACGGAUACAAAAGUUCAUUCUGCCCUGACCCACCUGCCUCAGCACAAAAUCAAGGGAAAGCCGUCCUCCAAAUGGGAGCUAAAGUUACCAACGUGGCAGAUACGGAUGGACAAGUAACAGUGACCUACAUAGACAAGGCGGAAGGAACUGAGCAUUCUAUCAAGAGCGAUCUGGUGAUUGCCGCGGACGGUGCCAGCUCGGCCAUUCGUCGGAUUCUCCUUCCGGAUGCCGAACCGCUGUAUUCCGGGUAUCUUGGGUGGAGAGGCCUUGUUCCGGAAUCAGAGAUGUCUGAGGAGUCAAGGGAAAUUUUAUCUCCAGAAUUUACGGGAUUCACCUACAAAGGCGGCUACAUCCUUUGUUACAUUGUGCCAAGCAGCGAUGGGAACCUCGAAGUUGGUCAUCGACGUUUCAACUGGGUUUGGUACUCAAAGUCUCCUCCCCAGUCGUCUGCUCAAUACGCAGAAAUCAUGACAGAUUCCGACGGCUGGAAACAUAGGAACUCGGUCCCAAAAGGGAAGAUGCGAGAGGAUGUUUGGAACGCACAACGAGAAUACGGAACCAAGAUUCUAAACUCGGUAUUUGUUGAAUUGAUCAACAAGACCAAAGAGCCCUUCUUAUCCGUUAUCCAAGACUUCGCCGCGCCACAAGCUUCGUUCUUCGAUGGAAAGCUCUUGAUGCUAGGAGACGCACUGGCAGUCUUCCGCCCGCAUAUGGCUUUGAGUCUUAACCAAGCAGCCGUUGAUAAUCUGCUUUUGGAGAAACUGAUAAAGGGUGAAAUCACGACGAAGUCUUGGGAAAAGCAGGUGGUUCAAUAUGGGCGGCGGAAUCGAUUGAUAAAUAUCGCCUUUGGCAAUUUCUAUCUCUAUGGAGGGUUGACUUUCGCUAAGAGUGUCGUUGCUUAUCUUCUGUCUUUGCUUCCGUUCCAGUCACUGAUCUUAGCUGCGCAGAGGUAUUUUCGGCGGUAG
This is a messenger RNA of Venustampulla echinocandica, 1311 nucleotides long. RefSeq lists its product as uncharacterized. The transcript is spliced from 3 exons. Gene Ontology annotation, molecular function: FAD binding. Bases 1 to 1311 code for a protein of 436 amino acids. NCBI's taxonomy places the organism in Eukaryota, Fungi, Ascomycota, Leotiomycetes, Helotiales, Pleuroascaceae. The record is from RefSeq and is a predicted model, not a curated record.